This is a messenger RNA of Miscanthus lutarioriparius, 369 nucleotides long. The record is from the annotation of a GenBank genome assembly. Lineage: Eukaryota; Viridiplantae; Streptophyta; Magnoliopsida; Poales; Poaceae.
AUGGCAUCACCCAACGUCACAUUCCUCGCCAUCUUCGUCGCCCUCGCACUAUCAGUGCUUCACACUGACGCAGUAGCGGCAGCAGCAGAAACCUUGCGCCAUAGAAGCAAGACAUGGUGCGUCGCCAAGCCGUCGGUGGAUGAGGCGGCGCUGCGGGGCAACCUGGAGUUCGCCUGCUCCGAGAGCGACUGCGGCGCCAUCCAGGGCACCGGCGGCUGCGCCCGGCCGGACGGCCUCCUGUCGCGGGCGUCCGUGGCCAUGAACGCCUACUACCAGGCCCGGGGCAGGAACUCGUGGAACUGCUUCUUCAACGGCACCGGCCUCAUCACCAUCACUGACCCCAGUCUUGGCACCUGCAAAUAUGCUUGA